Taeniopygia guttata (zebra finch) is the source of this 7512-nucleotide messenger RNA. It is a transcript of the gene LRFN2, whose product is annotated as leucine rich repeat and fibronectin type III domain containing 2. Gene Ontology annotation, cellular component: cell surface; postsynaptic density membrane. Gene Ontology annotation, molecular function: protein binding. The record is from RefSeq and is a predicted model, not a curated record. Lineage: Eukaryota; Metazoa; Chordata; Aves; Passeriformes; Estrildidae.
UUUUUUUUUCCUAUCCCUGUGUGUGCACACUGCUUGCCUUACAAGCCGUGCAGGCUCUGCCAUCUAGAGCACUUUGUGAGAUCACUCCACUUUGCUGUUUUUCCUUCUUCCCUCUCUGCGUGGCUGUGUGUGUCUGUGUCUCCCUGCCUCUCUUCCCCCCUCAGUCCAGCUCAGCCCCCGAGCCCAGCACACACACACACACACACACACACACACACACACACACAGCAGCUGGGCUUGCUUCUAUCAACUUGAAGACUUGCAGUGCUGAAAUGCAUGUCUUACCUUGGGAUGCACUAGGAUCAGAAUGCUCAAAAAGCCUGCAGGCUGCUUAGUCCUCCAAGACUGGCUUUUUUUUUUUUUUUAAUCACACAGGAAAAUAACAAGUUAUUCACUCUUUUUUAUUCUCUUUCUUUUCCUGUUUUUUCCUUUCCUUUUUUCGUGCUUUGGAUAUAACUGGACAAGGAGUCUCAGGGAUUGACACACUCGGACUUCACUGAAUCAGGCUGCAUCUGACAAACAAUCUUGUCUACAUUUUGGUUUGCUAGAGAUCAACUGGGAUUUUUCUGAUUCUAUCUUCUCUUGAAAAAAAGGAUGCAUGGAAUAGAAAGAAGGUCUAAAUACCUGUCUGAGACUAUUUUACCAAACCUGGGAUAAAUGUUACUUCUCAAAGGUACUGUAGCGUGAUUUACAAUGGAAAAAUUGCUCUGCGGCAUCCUGGUGUUUGGAAUGGCUGUCACAGUCAAUGCUUGUCCCAAAUAUUGUGUCUGUCAGAACCUGUCUGAGUCACUGGGGACUUUGUGUCCCUCCAAGGGUCUCCUUUUUGUACCGCUAGACAUAGACCGAAGGACUGUUGAACUCCGUCUUGGGGGCAACUUUAUUAUCAAUAUCAGCCGACAAGAUUUUGCCAAUAUGUCUGGACUUGUUGACCUUACUUUGUCCAGAAACACCAUUAGUUACAUACAGCCCUACUCCUUCACCGACUUGGAGAGCCUUCGAUCUUUACAUCUGGAUAGCAACAGGUUGCCUGAGAUUGAAGAGGAUACUUUAAGAGGUUUAAUUAACCUUCAGCAUUUGAUUUUAAACAACAACCAGCUAAGCAGCAUUUCUGAUGAAGCCUUUGAGGAUUUUUUACUGACUUUGGAAGACUUAGACCUUUCCUACAAUAACCUCCGAAGCAUUCCCUGGGAAUCUAUAAGAAAGAUGAUAAACUUGCACCAGCUCAGUUUAGAUCACAACCUAAUAGAUUAUAUAACAGAGGGGACAUUUGCAGAUCUUCAGAAAUUGGCCAGAUUGGAUCUAACAUCCAACAGACUUCAGAAGCUCCCCCCUGACCCUAUAUUUGCCAGAUCACAAGUAAUUCCAUUGGUUGUUACCCCUUUUUCACCACCUCUGUCCCUCAGCUUUGGGGGAAAUCCACUGCAUUGCAACUGUGAGCUGCUGUGGUUAAGGCGGCUUGACAGAGACGACGACAUGGAAACUUGUGCUUCUCCUCCAAGUCUAAAGGGAAGGUACUUCUGGUACGUACGGGAAGAGGAGUUUGUUUGUGAGCCUCCUCUUAUUACACAACAUACUCACAAGCUGCUGGUUUUGGAGGGGCAAACUGCCACGCUGAAGUGCAAAGCCAUUGGGGACCCCAGCCCCAUCAUUCACUGGGUGGCCCCUGACGACCGUCUCAUCGGAAACUCCUCGAGGACAGCUGUCUAUGACAAUGGCACCCUAGAUAUCCACAUCACCACCUCCAAGGACUACGGGACUUUCACCUGCAUAGCAGCCAAUGCUGCAGGAGAGUCCACUGCAACCAUUGAGCUCUCAAUUGUCCAGCUCCCCCAUCUCAGCAACGGCACAGGCAAAGCAGCUCCACCGAAAUCCAGGCUCUCGGACAUCACCAGCUCCACCAAGACCAAUCGUGGUGAAACAAAAGGUCCACCAGAAAGGGCUGUCCUGGUGUCAGAUGUGACCACUACCUCAGCUUUGGUCAAGUGGACAGUCAGCAAGUCGGCCCCUCGGGUAAAAAUGUACCAGCUGCAGUAUAACUGCUCAGAUGAUGAAGUCCUGAUCUACAGGAUGAUACCAGCUACAAACAAGGCCUUUGUUGUAACCAACCUUGUUUCUGGAACAGGCUAUGACCUCUGCGUCCUGGCAAUGUGGGAUGACACGGCCACAACCCUUACUGCCACCAAUAUUGUGGGAUGUGCCCAGUUCUUCACCAAAGAAGACUACCCUCAGUGCCAAUCGAUGCACAGUCAGUUCCUGGGUGGGACCAUGAUUCUGAUCAUUGGGGGCAUCAUUGUGGCCACUCUGUUGGUGUUCAUUGUAAUCCUCAUGGUCCGCUAUAAGGUCUGCAGCAAUUCCCAGGGCAAGAUGUCGAACGUCAGCAACGUCUACUCGCAGACGAACGGAGCACAACCGGUUCAGAACGGAGUCUUGCCCCAAGUCAAUCCCAAAGUGGUGGUGAGAAAUGAACUUAUGGAGUUUAACUGUCAGUCUGCACGGAGCAGCAUCUCCUCGUCCUCCAGCUCUGCAAAUAGCCGUGACUGUGACAACUACAGCCUCCAAAGUGAACAGGGCACAUUGUCCAGUAAAUGGAGGCCUCCUUCCCGGUCAAAACACAAUAUUGACCGGCUAAUGGGAGCUUUUGCCUCCCUGGAACUGAAAUGUCAGAAAAAGGAGGAGAUGACAGACUCCAGAACUUCCACGGUGGCCCGCCACACGGACAAAGAGCCACUGCUGGGCCAGACAGAGUCCAAAUUCCGCAGCUUCCUCAUGUUGCCUCUGGAGGGCAAAACUAAACGUAGCCAUUCUUUUGACAUGGGGGACUUCGCCACAUCUCAGUGUUGUACCUACCCAAAAAAGAUAACGAACAUUUGGACAAAGAGGAGCCUCUCGGUCAACGGCAUGCUUUUGCAGUAUGAUGACAAUGACCUAACAGGGGCCAAAGGGACUUUUGGGAGCUCAGAGUGGGUAAUGGAAAGCACGGUGUAAAUAUCAGCGUCUCCCCGCUUCUCUUCUCCCCUCAUGUGUUAUAAAGCACGGUUUGCUUCAGGGCCGUGCAAUUGGAAAGAGAGGGGAGGAAACAUUUUCUGUUGUACUGGCCAAAAAGAUAGGCAAGCAAGUUACAGGAAUAGUAAAAGAGAAAGAGGGUCAUGAAAUGUGAAUAGGCACAUACGGUACCAUUCCUGUCUGGCCCCAACUAAACCAUGCGUGAAUGUUUCAAGGAAUUUGCUAGUUGUAUUUAGCAUUGCUUUCCAAAAGUUACUCGGACUCCUGGUGAACUUCCACACAAGAUUAAACAAGGAGGAUGAAAAGGGAUUUAACAGCAGAAUUUUAAUUUUACAGGGUUUCUUUUUACUUUCUUUCUUUGUUUUUGUUUUUGUUUUAAUGGCACCUCUUUUUUGUUGUUUUUGUUUGUUUGUUUGUUUUUAACCACAGAAAUACACUUCUGUGGAUAUGACUGGUGCUAGGAUAUAUCUGGUUGUCAUUCCAAGGAAUUUUCUCAAAAGUGCAGGCAGGGCACCCACAGGGGCAGAUCAGACUAAAUUGUUCAGCAUAAUCUCAUGGUCUUAACUGUGACAUCAGGGCAAACUAUAUUUGUUGUUGAAUGGACUUUGGGUUGGUAUUUAAUUAUUUCUCUUCUUUUUUGAUUUGUUACUGCUUUUGAGUUGCUUUUUUCCCACAACACAAGGUAAGUUUCCAUGCAUAUUUUGCUUUGUUUUCAGCCUCAUCAAAUCCCCCAUAUGGAAAGGAGGAUAUGUGCAAAGGUCAAAUAUCUGAUGUACUGUAUAACCCACUUCUAUCUAAUACCAUCCCUUUUUGUCCUAGGAAAAGUUUGAUCUAGGGACAAAUAAUAAUAAUAAAAAUUAAAAAAUCCUCUUUCUUCCAUCUCCCUCAUAACCUCUUAUUGUCAAUGCUCAAGGCAGAUUGCAUGAAAUAUUGAUAUCUGUAGGGGUGUUGCUAUCAAAGAUGGGGAAAAUAGUUAUCACCAUACCCUAAUAAAGGAUAAAGAAAGGGAAAACUAAAGAAGCUACUGGGAGCUCUCCACAUUAUGGAUAGCAGUGGCUUCUGGUAGGGGGCAUGCUCUCACUCCACUAAAAUGAGAGACUUGCACCCUAUAUGACAAUAACUCCUUGUCUGUACGGUCACCAUGGCAUGUCUUGACUGUACCAGUAACAUCAGGCACAUUAAGUUUCUGUAUAUUUCAGGGGAUGGGUUAUGUUCCAAAUUAGCCACAGAAGCUAACUAAAAUUUGGGUAUCACAGAGGAGGGGAUGUCCCAUGAAUCCCCUACAUUACACAAAUCCCUUCUCCAGUCUGGUGCACUCCCCUGUCUCUCAUCCUCAGGAAGACACAUAUAACAGGAGCUCUUCAGGGUUUGUAAAUGGAUUCUCAAAUUGGCUUUGGGGAACAUUGCUGUGAUUGUAGGAAUACACAUGGCCCAUCCAGCAGAAUUUAUUUUCCUUACCAAUUUUACUGUGAUUUCUAGCAUUCUGCUGGCUACUGCAACUGUCCUGUCAUUUGUUUAUUUAUUCGUUUGACCAGCUGUUGGGAACCAUUCUGAAAUUGCACAUUGUUACUAUGAUUUUGUAAAAGAUGUGGAGAAAGUAUGCAAGGCACAGAGAAAAUAACACAUGAAAAAACUCUAUGUAUAUUUUUUUUAAAGGUUCAGAGAUAUAUUGUGACAUGGCUGUGUACUUGAUCUUGUAUUCGUCAUGUUUCCUACUUGGAGUUUUAGAUAACGACAUCCCUGUGAUCAGAAUAUUUUUCCUUUAUUUUCUUUCUCUCUCUUUUUUUUCUUUUUUUUUUUUUUUUUGCUACAAAAUGUACAGUAAAAAAACAUCCUUGGGAAAAAAAAAAGUCCCUGCUUUUCAUUUAUUUGUUAUUCUGUGGUCCGCUUUGAAACCUAAGAAAUAAUUAUUUUUUAAAUUAUCUUUAAAAUUUAGACAUUUGCUUUGUCUUUCCCAAAAAAUGUCUUUGACUUCAGGAUUUUGGGUAUAAAGCAGGAAUAAAAAAAUAUAUACCUUUUUGGACUGCAUAAGAAGAGGUUUGUAAAAGGCAUUUCACCUCUUUUUCUGUUGUUACAUUUAUACAAGUCUAUAUUACUAGAGUACUCUAAACCCUGAUCUAAAAUCUGCAGACAGAAGAGGCAGCAUUUUUAGACUUAGGACGUGACUUUCUCUAAGUUUUUGCUCAGAUUCUUGCUCACCAGCAGCAUUAAUAGAUUCAAGAGAGAGCCAGUCAAACUUUGUUUGGAACAUUUUUCAAACUCCCUGUUUUUCUCACACUUUCUGAGACGAAUGACACCUCCAGUGCCAGAAUCUACAUAAUCCAACUGUCCAGAUGGCAGUUCAUAUUAACCAUUAAUGACAUGUACAUUUAUGUUGCACUGAAAACUCUUCAAGAAGUUCUUGUAGUGAGUUAGUAAUUUUCUUUGCCUUUUUCCACUGUGGUGCAAUUGGAUUUUUUAUGUUGCUACUUUGCUCUGACCAUGACAUCUGGGUUGUUUUUAAUUUAGAUAUUGAGUUCAUCUUAAAUAUUAGUAACAUAUGCAGCCAUGAAUUUUCAAAGUAUAUCAUAUACUCAAAGAGCAAUACUCUUUCACAUUCUCAUAUAAAAUUAAAAGAAGUAAGCCAACAGAUGCAGUUUUAAAAUAAUGGAUAGUUGCCAAAGAACCAAGGUAAUAAAUUUCACACUCUAGCAGCUGCAUUUAUUAUGGUUAAUCAUAAUAUUAAUUCAUUUAGCUUUAAUGAAUAAGGCUCAAUCCACACCAGCUGAUUUGAAAAUACUGAGUAAAAUUAAACAAGUGCUGGGCAAUUACCUUUUGUGCUCGCAGUACUUGAGAAGAAGAGGAUUCAGGGACUCAGAGGUGAGGCAGGGAGUUGAGUCAGCAAGUGGCCAGCCCUCAGGAAGAGCUGGGGCUACUUAUGGGUUGUGAUCAUCCUUUAAGUGCCAUCAGUCACUGCCCUACUGUCGGAAUCUGUGGUAUUGAUGAUUUCAAGAUUGUAGAAAGUCUCUGUCUUUCAGCCCCGUUGCCAAAGCAGAAGCCAUAAUUCAUCUGUGCUGGUUUCAAGGUUGUUUAUUCUGUUUAUCUCUAACAUGUUCUGCUGCCCUGCCGCAGCUCUGUCCUGCAGGGCAGCGUGUGGGGCUCUGCCCUCAGUGGGAUGGUACAAACAUUAAAUACCAGAAGCUACCUGUGCUGGAUUUACAAUAAUGUGCCAAUAUCUGUCACCUACGUUGAACAGUGUGUCCCCAGCCUGAACCAAUAGAAAAAUGCCAACACCACAGUGAAACAUGGAGGGCAUGAAGAAGGAGGAAAAGGACAAAACACACCCAAUUUCUUCCAUCUUGUCCCCUUUGGACCCCUAAUCUAGAAUCCUAAAAUUUUACUUUUGCACCCGUGCCACACUUAAUUAUUACUUAUAUCAAACACUCAGAGCUGGUAAUUCAUCCUGUAAGAUUGAAAACUCUUUUCCAUGGACAGAGAUCACAGACAGUGUCUCUGGGGGCUCUGUACAGGGGGGUUCCUGACCCCCUGCCAGGGUCCCAGACCUUCCAGGGCAGCCAGAGGGAUUCCCUGGAUUCCCACACCCUACUUCCACUAUCAACAAAGCAGGCCUUUGGAAUUAUCCUGUGGCUUCCUCUGAAUCCCUCUGAGAGCUGCUGAAGGCAGCUCUGUAGUUUGGGUUACAUUCUGAACACCUGCCCUAAUUGCUAAAGUGAAAUUAAAGCCCCAGGGUCCUCCACACACAAUCUGACCAAUCUCUACCUUGCCUUUGUUUUCCUGUGUGUACCUCACUCAGCACCCCUGGGUUUGAUUAUUCUUCUCGAGUGCUGCCAUAGUACCAUAAUAGGGAUUCUUUUUUUACCUCACUUCUGAGCACAACCACACAUCAGUUCUUCCUGAAAUGAUAAAAAAAAAAGAUGCCCCUUUACUUGGUGCAAUAAAUAUUUUCACUCAUCAUUGAGGAGCUGAGAUAGCUUUAAUGGCCUAGCCCGCUCAUCUCAAAAGAGAAAAGAAGAGACAACUUCUACACUGAGAAGUUUAUACGGUGUCUCUCAAGUUAAUAUCAAGUCUGAUGUGCAGCUGCACCAACCAUGUUUUAGAGGCAAAGGUCAGGUAGUGCAGAUAGUAAGGAAAACAAGAGAUAUCAACAGAAGUCUUCAGAAAAGAGAAAUCUGAGAAAUUAGGGGGACUAGAAAAUUUAAAGUGAAGUCUAUGAGAAUAAUUAAAGACAUCUGCAUAUGCAUAUGUAAAUCCUGUAAGUUAAUUUUUGAGGUGUUUUAUAAUAGUGGAACUAGCUUUUUUUCCUAAAAAUGUAUGUCAUUUUCUUGAAACAAGAAGAUAUGAGUCUACUGUUAAAUUACACAGUUAGGCCUGCUAAAAAUCCAACAGAAAUCCCCAAAAUAUCAUCCUAUCAUUCUGGAGAAUAUUAAACAAGAUGACAAAAUGGAAAUUUCUGAAAGUAGUGAUUAUGUGGAUUUCAUUUGAUGUCUGCUAAGAACCAAAUGGUUGUAU